UGAGGUGAUGCAACCAGAGGAGGGGGCAGAGGAUCAUCCGGCUGCUGCCAACAGAAAGAAGCUGACAUCCGAAACCGAUGCUGCCUGCUGGCGUCUCAAGUUUUGGGAUUAACGAACUGUUAGAGACUACAAAUGGACGUUCGUCGGACUUUUGUUAGUCUCUCUAAGAUGAAAAAUUAGCAGAACCCAAGAUUGAACUGUAAAUGUAUUGGCGUCAGAGAGCUCAGUAUGAAGAAGUCGGUCCGGCCAGCGGUGAGUAAGGUGAGCGGAGAUCGGGGGAAGGCUGAGGCCGCGGCCACUGCUGGCACUGGAAAGCCUGCAGCCAAGACCAGCAGCACAGCACCUCUGUCUAAGGUGAAAAGCAAUGAUGAUCUUUUAGCAGCUAUGGCCGGAGGGAAUCCUGCAUUGAGUAGUGCUGUCACCAAGACCAAGAGGACUGCCUCCAUCGGGACUAAUGCUAACAACCUAGACAGCAAGCCAAAGACAUCAUCAGGUACUUCAUCCAAGCGUACAACAUCUUCGAUUUCCAAGGAAACAAAUUCAUCACGAGACCGUCUUCGGACAUCCAGGACAUCAGCUGCUAAGAAGCAGUCUGUAUCAGGGACUGUAGCUGGGGAUGUGGCCUCAGGGAAGCGCUCUCGCAGCCAGGUCCUGACAGAGUCUGAAGGCCGCAUGAGCAAGUCUAAAUCAGAUGGCCAGAUCAGUGAUAAGGUGGCCUUGGAGGCUAAAGUAAAAGACCUGUUGGGUUUGGCUAAAAGCAAAGAUGUGGAGAUCCUACACCUGCGCAGUGAGCUGAGGGACAUGAGGGCCCAGCUUGGUCUGGGAGGGAAAGAAGCACCGCCACAGGAAGAAGCUGGGGAGGAAGAGAAGCCCCAGGUUUCAGCCAUCACAGCAGCCGAUGUGGAGUCUACCCUGAUUCUCUUACAAGAGCAGAACCAGGCCAUCAGAGAGGAGCUCAACCUACUAAAGAGUGAGAACCGCAUGCUGAAGGACCGGCUUAAUGCGCUGGGCUUCUCUCUGGAGCAGAGGCUGGAUGCCUCUGACAAGCUGUUCAACUAUGCCUCCCUGAGCCCAGACCUGGCAGCGGGCAGUGGGCAGAGUGAUGGUGGAGGAACAGGUACACUGACCUCAUCAGUGGAAGGCUCUGCCCCGGGCUCCUUGGAGGAUCUGCUCACAGGACACCAGCACGGAGGCUCAGCGGACAACCUCGACAGUGAAUCCAGUGAGGUCUACCAGGCUGUCACUUCCAGUGAUGACGCACUGGAUGCCCCCUCUGGAGCCUCCUCAUCAUCUGAGUCGGAAUGUGCGCCCAGCAGGGAGCGCUCACGGAGGGGCAGCAGUGGCAAUGCCAGUGAAGUGUCAGUGGCCUGUCUGACGGAGCGCAUCCACCAGAUGGAGGAGAACCAGCACAGCACUGCUGAGGAGCUCCAGGCCACACUGCAGGAGCUGGCCGACCUGCAGCAAAUCACCCAGGAGCUGAAUGGGGAGAAUGAGCGGCUCGGUGAGGAGAAGGUGAUUCUCAUGGACUCCUUGUGCCAGCAGAGCGACAAGCUGGAGCUCUACGGUCGCCAGAUCGAGUACUUGCGCUCUCUGCUGGAUGAGCAUCAUAUAUCUUACGUGCUAGAGGAGGACAUCAAGAGUGGCCGCUACAUGGAGCUGGAGCAGCGCUACGCAGACCUGGCAGAUAAUGCCCGCUUUGAGAGAGAGCAGCUGCUGGGGGUGCAGCAACACCUGUCCAACACAUUAAAGAUGGCCGAGCAGGACAACGCUGAGGCCCAGGAGAUGAUUGGAGCGCUGAAGGAGAGGAACCACCAGAUGGAGCGCAUCAUGGAAUCAGAGAGACAGGAUCGGAACGCCAUGGCAGCUGCGCUUGAGGAGUACAAGGCAGCAGUGAGCAACGACCAAGCGGAGCUGAGCCGCUGCCGAGCCCAGCUGGACCAGGAGAGGCAGAGGGUGGCCGAGCUGUACUCUCUACACACCGCGGGGGACAAAAAUGACAUCUGCCAGCUGCUGGAAGGUGUACGGCUGGGGAAGGAGGAGGCUGAGGCCAAGGCUGCAAAGAUGCAGGAGGAGCUGGAACAAGCCCACAGUGAGCUCAACAGGCUGCAGGAGACUUUCAGCAAGCUGGACAGGGAAUACAGAGACUUCCAGGAGCAGGUGCAGCAGCAGAUGGCCGAGCAGGAUCGCACACUGGAGAAGCAGCGUGUGGAACUGCAGGAGAAAGAGACAGAGAUCGCAGACAUGAAGGAAACCAUCUUUGAGCUGGAGGACGAGGUGGAGCAGCACCGAGCUCUUAAACUCCAUGACAACCUCAUCAUCACAGACCUGGAGAACUCUGUGAAGAAGCUGCAGGACCAGAAGCAUGACAUGGAGAGAGAGAUCAAGAUUCUUCACCGCAGACUGAGGGAAGAGUCAAUGGAGUGGCGUCAGUUCCAGGCUGAUCUGCAGACAGCUGUUGUCAUUGCUAAUGACAUCAAGUCGGAAGCACAGGAGGAGAUUGGAGACUUGCGGCGCCGACUGCAGGAAGCACAGGAGAAGAACGAGAAGCUGAGCAAAGAGCUGGAUGAGGUCAAGAGCCGCAAGCAGGAGGAGGAGAGAGGCAGAGUGUAUAACUACAUGAAUGCAGUGGAAAGAGACCUGGCUGCUCUCAGACAGGGGAUGGGUCUCAGCCGGCGUUCCUCCACCUCCUCAGAGCCAUCACCCACUGUCAAGACACUCAUUAAGAGCUUUGACAGUGCCUCACAAGGUCCACCUUCCAACGGUGCCUCUGUGGCUCCAACGGCGUCGGCUGCCCCACUUCCACGCACCCCCCUCAGCCCCAGUCCCAUGAAGACACCUCCAGCAGCUGCUGUUUCACCCAUACAGAGACACUCUAUAACCGGGUCUAUGUCAGCAACCAAGCCACUCUCCUCACUGAGUGAUAAGAGGCCCAGCUACACAGACAUCACCAUGCCAGCUGAGCACCUUCUCAGGGGAACCUCGGCUAGCCGACCUCCAUCUGUCCUCCAGAGGGUCUCCAACAUGGACUCCACCAAGGCAAUCUCAGUGUCCCGCAGGAGCAGUGAGGAGAUGAAAAGGGACAUGUCGGCUCCAGACGGGGCAUCCUCAUCCUCCCUGAUGGCUAUGAGUGCAGCCUCCUCUCCACUCUCCCUGUCAUCCUCCUCUCCCACAGCCUCCAUCACCCCCACAGCACGCAGCCGUCUAAGAGAGGAGAGAAAGGACCCAUUGUCAGCGCUGGCCAGAGAGUAUGGAGGCUCCAAGAGAAAUGCUUUGCUAAAGUGGUGCCAGAAGAAGACUGAAGGCUACCAGAACAUUGACAUCACAAACUUCAGCAGCAGUUGGAACGAUGGCCUGGCCUUCUGCGCUGUGCUCCACACAUACCUGCCUGCACACAUCCCUUACCAGGAGCUCACCAGCCAAGAGAAGAGAAGAAAUUUCACCUUAGCAUUCCAGGCUGCAGAGAGCGUGGGCAUCAAAUGCACUUUGGACAUAAAUGAGAUGGUGCACACAGAGAGGCCGGACUGGCAGAGUGUCAUGACUUAUGUCACAGCCAUCUACAAGUACUUUGAGACCUGACUUUACCGUCUCAGCCACCCUGCUCCUGCAGCACAGACGGUGCCAUGCCAGCCCUCCUGAGCUCUCAGCAACCUUUCACCGCCACAGUCAACUGUUAUACCUCACUGACCCCCUCCCCCACGCCACAUCAACACCCAGUCAUGCUGCAUGCCAGUCCUCAGUAUUUUGCAACACUAAAGGCAGACCAGAGCCUCACUGGACACAACAGCUACUCCAUCCUUCCAGUACGUCAUAGGAGGUGGUUUGUUUAGAGUAAUAGUCCAAGGGCUUGUCUGCUAUGUGUACUGUUACACUAGUAAGUCAUUAGAGGUGACUCUAGUGACAGUGUAGUGAACCAAGUGUGAACUGACCAGCAAUGAAAUCCUGAAGAUAAUCUUUGUCUUCGGUUCACAUCUGAAGGAGCAGCAUGGAAAAGAAACCAAGUCUCAGUGCCUUCUACCUGGCUCUUCCACACACAUUGUCCUCCAUACUUAACGCAGUUUCCAGUCUGUUAAAGGGGAGUUCAGGCAAAUCUGCUACUUUGCAAGAGGAGAAGUUUUCAAAAAUAAUCACAGUGUUUAUACUUUUCUUUGCAUGUGAAUAUUUUAUGGAAAACAUGUGCUCCUGCAGAAUAACAAACCAAAAGUUAGCAAUGUUGGAACCCCCCCGCAACCCCUGAAAAUUUCCCAUGAAAGGAAUUCAGACCGAUGCAGCCUUUUUGCACCAAGUCUUCCAGAUGUUACAGUACGAUAUAGAUGCCUCUCUUUCAAUGGAUAAAGUGCCUGUGUGAGUUUUGAUGCAGGAGAGCAGGAGAUGAGCUCUUUCCGUGGGCCAAACCUCCGCAGAGGCAGCGUGGAAGUGUCUUUUCACUACAGUCUGUGAAGCUGAAGAGUAGAAGAGUUGUUGCCAAAUAAUUUCAGAGCCUUUCAGUCACUGAUUUCUGGCUUUUUGGUCAUCAGGACAGAGUGAUGCUGCAGACAGCUACUACGUCAGCAUCCGAUCAUGAGUGACUGAUUUUUAAGCACAGAAAUAUGCUACAUUCUACAACACUGCUAUACACAUUUUGUUAAGCAGCCCUAACGCACUCUGGUGGUUUUUCACUAAUAGAUUCAUGAAGGUGGGCUAAUAGUCAUUUGAUGUGUAUGGAGUUCUGAACGCUAAUCUUACAGCUGUAUGAUGUGAGUGUUUGCAUUUUGUAGGCCUGCAUUUGACAUCUUGCACUUAGACUUCUUUAGGCACAUACAGCACAGCAUCAGUUCAUCAUAACCAAAAUAUGUGUGAGUAGAAUAUAGUUUUUUUUUUUCUUCCUAAAAUGUAUUUUGAUUGACAAGAUAAGUUCUCUUUAGAUCAGAGCCUUACCAAGAGACAUGUUUGUGUUGGGAAAAUGUGCUCUAGUUUUUGGAAGCCAGCACAAACAGAUUGAUAGGUGAAGACUCAUAUUUUAGGUCAAUGCAGCAUCUCAUUAAAGUUAUAGCUCAGUUUAUUGGGAAAUAAAGUUAGUCAUUUUGUUGCAGAGAGUUAGAUGAGGAGACCGAUACAACCUUAAUGUCGGUAAAGUUCAUAUGAAGCUAGAGCCGGCAGCUGCUAGCCUGGCUCCCUCCAAAUGUAACAAUAUCUGCCUGCCAGCACCUCUAAAGCUCACUAAUGACCUCAUUAUAACAAGAAAUGGACGUGUAACAGUGACACGUUGCAGUUUAACAGGUGGUCACGUGCUGGACUUUUUUUUGACCUGAAGUAGUGACUUCCUUGAGUCUUUGAUUUUAGUUUGAUUUUGGUCUUUUUUUUUUUAGCCUCAGAGGUGCAGUUAGACUAGCUGUUUCUAGUUUUAAUGCUAAGCUAAGCUAACCAGCUGCAGUAUCAUGUUUGACAAAGUGGUGACAGUGACAGUGGUAUCGAUUUUCUCAUCUAACUCAUGGCAAGACAGCACAUAAUCCUGUUUCCCAAAAUGAAUUCUCCAAUCAGAACAAAUUCUCUAAUCACUCCAGUUCUCCAAGUGACUGGAGAAUUCAUUGUGCCAUUGACUAACUUUGCGUGUUAAAGUUUUUGAAAUUCUUAAUACGACUAUCACUAUAGAGAGACUUCAUAGCACACAGUGUCAUUUAAUUUGUCUGAUGUCAGUCAGCAGCGUUACUGUAAUGCUGCUCACUGCUGUGAGUUAAUUGUGCCUCAACAUACCAAGUUCACUGUAUUUAUUUGCAUGGUUUGCAGUCAUCGUAGUGAGGUCAUUGCUUUAUUUGUGUGUCUGAAGUGUAUAUAACUUUAUUACACAGACAGUAGGUAGCUGCACUGAGAUAAGCUUUUUGUAUUCCACACUAAAUUCCUGCCUUAACAGUUAAGCCGAAGCUUCUGCGAGUGAAACUGUGACAUUUUGAACCGUGGUCACCGUUCCUCACCAGACCAUGUGUGACAGUGCGGAAACUGUUUCUGGAAAAAGCUCCUUCUUGUUUGUGCCUCUUGAGGAACACGAAUAGUGAAUGAUGGUCGUAAACUAUUUCAGGAAGUUGGGUGGAUUCCCUCAUGCGUCUGGUGAAGGUGACUACACACUGUUGAUUUUGAUCAAAUGAAGCUGCCAGCUGGUAUUAAUAGCAACAUUUUUGACAAGCCACAACAAGACAGUUUGUACAGCCGCAGGAGACAUUCAGUGAUUUAAAGUUAGCACAAUAGCCCGCAACAGUGACUGUUACUUUUUGUGUACGAGAGAGAGAGUGCGAGUGAGUUAUUUAAUGACAUUUGAAAGCAUUGGCUCUCUGUUGAUGGGUUUUGUGAUGCCAUUGAUGCCGAGGAUUAUCAGCCAACAGUUUUAUUGUGUUCUGCUUGGUUCCACCGCUGGCCCACAUGUUUUAUUGCUCCUGACAGGAACAUCUGAGAGCUACAGAGAGAUUUGAAGCCUCUCGAUCCUGGAAGCGGAAUGUGUUUUGAUCACGCUUUAGUGAUCCCCGGGACUUUUACGAGGUCCACUGUGUGCUGAUGUGGAGUGAUUGAUGAACACUGAGGCUAGCCUGCUGAGGAGAGACCAGACGGCUGGCGAAAGCUAGGAAGCACAUUCCACCUCCACAUGAUGCAGCCAUGACAGACAUGUUACAUUGUUUAUGAUGCUCUUUAAGUGUACGGCUUUUACCACAAAAGCAAAUGUGAACGUGUGCAUUAUUACUUUAUUGGGUCCACUUCAUCAUGCUACAUUUAUUCUUCUUUGUUUACUUGAAAAUGCUCUGAGAAUUCCACUGAACCUGCUUUAGUUUGUCUUUUUGUUUCCAUGUUGCCUUGUUUUUACAGUCCAUGACACCUUUUGUUUUUUGGUGUGGAGUAUUUUUUGUUCCUAAGAGAAAAUCCUGAACACACUACAUGCAGUGCUGAAAUGUUCCCAUGGCAAAGUUAAAGCUGAAUGAAUUAAUGUGUAUUUGUGUGUGUGUGUGUGUGUGUGUGUGUGUGCAAAGGGACUAAGCUACAGUAUUAAGUGCACAUUAUGAUGAUAAUCAACUGUAAAACAAAAUGCUGUCUGGUUUUAUGUUGCUUUAUUUUCUCUGGCAAUAGUUAUAAAAGACCAUUUGAAACAGC
Messenger RNA from Lates calcarifer (barramundi perch), 7110 nucleotides. RefSeq names its product sperm antigen with calponin homology and coiled-coil domains 1-like a (gene specc1la). The record is from RefSeq and is a predicted model, not a curated record. The coding region runs from base 229 to 3576 and encodes 1115 amino acids. Lineage: Eukaryota; Metazoa; Chordata; Actinopteri; Centropomidae. Gene Ontology annotation, molecular function: protein binding. Gene Ontology annotation, cellular component: filamentous actin; microtubule organizing center. Gene Ontology annotation, biological process: actin cytoskeleton organization. The transcript has 16 exons.